This is a messenger RNA of Hyphopichia burtonii NRRL Y-1933, 2904 nucleotides long. RefSeq lists its product as uncharacterized. The record is from RefSeq and is a predicted model, not a curated record. Lineage: Eukaryota; Fungi; Ascomycota; Pichiomycetes; Serinales; Debaryomycetaceae. The transcript has a single exon. Gene Ontology annotation, cellular component: endosome membrane; PAS complex; fungal-type vacuole membrane. The coding region runs from base 1 to 2718 and encodes 905 amino acids. Gene Ontology annotation, biological process: phosphatidylinositol biosynthetic process; positive regulation of kinase activity.
AUGAAUGAAAAUAAGAUCUUGGAUGCUGCUUUGAUCAAGGACUUAUCUAAUCAUAUUUAUGAGAAAAGAAAGGCCACGGCCUUUCAAAUCGAAGGGCUUACGAAGUCUGCAUUUCAACGUAAUGAUUCAGAAACUAUUAGUAAAAUUAUUACAGAAUUAACCGAUUUGAUCGAUGGUGGGUCCAGUUCUGCUAAAAUGGGUGCUAUCACCGCGUUGGGAAGUGUCUCUAUAGCCUUGGGAUCGUUUGCAAUUGCAUUUUUUUUAAAUGAUAUCAUUAAACCGAUUUUUGCUACAUUUAAUGAUACAGAUGCAAGAGUUAGAUAUUACGCCUGUGAAUCACUUUAUAAUAUUGCUAAAAUAGCUCGUGGUGAAAUCCUAUCAUAUUUCAAUGAAAUUUUUGAUAUUUUAUGUAUAUUAGUUACUGAUACAGUUUCAUCAGUUAAAAAUGCUGCUGAUAUUUUAGAUAGACUUAUUAAAGAUAUCGUUAGUGCAAAAUCAACUAACUAUGUUUCAAUCCUACAACAGCAAGAGCAUGCUAAUAAUGAAAUUAAAUCAAAUGUUGUUGAUUCCCAAGGAGUUGCAAUCCAAGUAAAUCAAAUUCAAGAUGUUCAAAAGGCUUUUUCCUUACCCCGUUUCAUCCCAACUUUAUUGGAAAGAAUGUACACUACUGAUCCAUUUGCUAAAAAAUUCUUGAUAGGAUGGAUGGAGCUCUUCGAUGAUAUACCCUCGUUGGAAUUAAUAACUUUUGUUCCAAACUUAUUAGAACCUCUCAUCAAGUUCUUAAUGAAUAAGUGCCCAUCAGAUGUUAGAAUUGAAACCCAGAAUUUGUUAAACAACUUCCUUAAGGAAAUAAAAACCAUUUCAAAAGUGAAAUUCGAAGUAAAGAAAAGACAAAUGAUUAGUGAAUUGGAAAAGAAACAUGAAAAGGCUAAACAUCAAUCACAAGAAGAAGCUGAGUCCAGCCCAACUCCUGAAGAUUUAUCCGAAGAUAUUAAGGAUAUAGAACUAAAAGCCGGAGAUGAACAUUCAAUCAAGUCAAAUGAUACGACACUCAUUCGUAAGAACGAAAAUAAUGAUGAGGCUAUUGUUGACUCUGAUAGCUAUUCAGAUGAUGGAUCAAUAUUUUUAAGUGGUCAAGAUAUAUUCAUUGAUUUCCCUAAAAUAUUUGAUAUUUUAUUAUCAUUCUUAAGAGUCCCCGGUGAAAACCCAAAUGUUAAACUUAAUGAUUUAUCACUGGAAAGUCAUGAAACCUAUACUGAGAUAGAAUUGACUGUAAUCAAAUGGUUGCAAGAAAUCUUAUUGAUGAGUCCUACUAGUUUUGUGAAAUAUUUACCCGAUUGUAUUUCAGUAACUUUGAAAAACAUAUCGAUAACCGAUAAUAACAAGGAUUUUGAUCUUCGAAAUCAGUUAUUGAAAUUUAAUAUAUCGCUCCAAGAUUUCAUUAUAAAUUUGAAUGAACGUGGGGACUCAGAAGGGAAAAGCUCUCAUGAUGAGGUAGUAUCAAAUAAGGAUGAUAUAGUUAUCAAUGUAAAUGAAAUCCAUGGAUUAAAUAAAGAAGUUUACGAAGAAUUCCUUGAGGUUUAUUUGAAUAAGACAUUCCGUGGUAUAAUGCACGAAUGUUUGACAUGUGCCAAUGAGUUUGCUCGUCUUACUCUGAUAGAUUGGUUAAUAUUUUUAUAUUCCAAAAUACCUUCAAGUUUUUUAAAAGUUAUAUCGAACGAAGAGAAAAGUCCCGAAACCAAAGAUUCUUUUGAUUUUACAGCUUUAUUAAAAUCUUCGGCAGAUGCUAGUAAUGAAGUGAUUUUAAAAGUUUUACAUUUUCUAUCACAAAUUUCAGAAACAAAUCAGGAUUUUUUCAAAGAAUUUAUGAUUAAAUUAGUAAAAUUUGUUGAAUCUGAGGGGUCAGUUGCUGCUUCAUCAUUAUCUAGAAGUAAAAUUGAAUUUAUCAUUCGAAAAUUAUGCGUUACUUUAAGUUCCGAAAAAAUUUAUAAAAGUAUAUCGGAAGUAUUGGCUCUGUAUGAAACGGAAAAGUUGGAGUUUCUAAAUAUGAUGGUGGUUACAUUAAAUAAUAUUCUUUUAACCUCUCACGAGUUGGCAGGAUUCCGUAAAAAAUUGAAAAACCUCGAUGUUUAUAAACUUGAAGAUUGGUCUCUUUUCGCUACAUUAUUUCAAAGCUGGUGUCAUAGUCCGCCUAGUGCUCUAUCUUUGUGUUUAUUUACUUCCAAUUAUGAAUUGGCGUACUUGAUCAUUAAAAAUUUGGCUGAUCUGGAAGUCACUUUUCAACUACUCACCCAACUAGAUGUUUUAGUUCAACUAUUAGAAACCCCAAUCUUCUUGAAAUUAAGGUUACAACUCUUAGAACCAGAGAAAAACCCUCAUCUUUAUAAAACCUUAUACGGAAUCCUCAUGAUUCUACCGCAAUCAACUACAUUCACCACUUUGAAAAAUAGACUUUCUUCCAUCUCGUUGGUUAACAAUACCAACAAUCCUGGGUUGACUGGUCCAUUAAGUACUCCAGUAACAACCCCAGGAGCUAAUACCACUCCGAAUAAUCAAUUAUCUAUCAAGAAGAAACGCAACUAUGAAAUGAUUGAGAAGUUUUCCACGAUCCGAGAAGCUCAUGACAAUUAUCAUUUGGAAGGUAAACUCAAGGACUCAUACUAUAACGGGUUCAUCCCACCAGCCAGAAGCGACACCCAGCACCAAUUAACUAAUUGAAAUGAUUAACCAAUUGAAAUAAUCAACCAAUUGAAAUAAUCAACCAAUUGAAAUAAUCAACCAAUUGAAAUAAUCAACAAUUGAAAUAAUCAACAAUUGAAAUAAUCAACCAAUUGAAAUAAUCAACCAAUUGAACUAAUUAACCAAUUGAACUAAUUAACUAAUUGAACUAAUAAACUGGUUGAC